AAAGGAUAUGCCUUUGUUCAGUACUCUAAUGAGCGCCAUGCCCGGGCAGCUGUGCUGGGAGAGAAUGGACGGGUGCUGGCUGGGCAGACCCUGGACAUCAACAUGGCUGGGGAACCCAAGCCCAACAGACCCAAAGGGCUAAAGAGAGCAGCAUCUGCCAUAUACAGACUCUUUGACUAUCGAGGUCGCCUGUCACCAGUGCCAGUGCCCAGGGCAGUUCCCGUGAAACGACCCCGUGUCACAGUUCCUUUGGUCCGUCGUGUCAAAACUACCAUCCCUGUCAAGCUCUUUGCCCGUUCCGGAGGCAUGACUACCGGCUCAGCCAAGAUCAAGUUAAAGAGCAGUGAGCUGCAGAUCAUCAAGACAGAAUUGACCCAGAUCAAGUCCAACAUUGAUGCUCUCUUGGGCCGCUUGGAUCAGAUUGCUGAG
This is a messenger RNA of Octodon degus (degu), 429 nucleotides long. It is a transcript of the gene Raly, whose product is annotated as RALY heterogeneous nuclear ribonucleoprotein. NCBI's taxonomy places the organism in Eukaryota, Metazoa, Chordata, Mammalia, Rodentia, Octodontidae. Gene Ontology annotation, molecular function: RNA binding. The record is from RefSeq and is a predicted model, not a curated record. Gene Ontology annotation, cellular component: nucleus. The annotation marks the transcript as partial. The transcript has 4 exons.